AUGGGCAUGCCGACGACAGAAAAGGAUCUGUCCCCGUGCGAGGAUGACGGUGCUUCCCAGCAGCUGCAAUUGGCCACCACGAAGUACCCUGAAAAUGGCGAAGCAGCCCCUAAGAGGCUCAACGGCGGGCUCGAGGCGUGGUUGAGUGUGCUCGCGUGUUUCUGUGUAUUUGUCAACUCUUGGGGUCUGUUGACGACAUAUGGCGCCUUUCAGGAAUAUUAUCAAACUGAGCUGUUGUCUCAUAUGUCGCCGUCCACUAUUUCCUGGGUGGGCAGUAUCCAGGCCACCAUGAUUCCCAUGGUCGGACUGGUGGCCGGCCCGCUAGUGGACUCAGGAUAUUUGCGCCCGUUGAUCAUGUCUGGCAGCUUCUUGAUCGUGUUUGGAAUGAUGAUGACCAGCCUCGCAACACAGUAUUACCAAGUGCUUCUGGCCCAAGGCUUCUGUGUGGGAAUCGGCGGCGGCAUCUCGUACAUUCCCUCACUUGUCGUUGUUUCCUCGCAUUUCACGACAAAACGCCCGUUCGCCAUCGGCUGCGCCUCCAUUGGAUCGAGUGUCGGUGCCGUUAUCUAUCCCAUCAUGUUCCGCAAGCUGCAGCCCAGGAUUGGGUUCCCGUGGGCAGUCCGUUGCAUCGGUUUCAUCAGCUUGUUCCUGGCCAUCGUAACUUGUUUGAUUCUAUGCCGGAAACCCGGCGAGAGAACGCGCGCCAGAAGUCUUAUUGACUUUACGGCGUUCCGUGAGCCUCCAUUCAUGCUGCUAUCGGUCUCCCUCACAUGUGUCAUGCUUGCAUACUACGUGCCCAUCUUCUAUGUCGCCUCAUAUGCGCGGACAGCACUGCACACGACCGCCAACCUGUCAUUCUAUAUGGUCGCCAUCGUCAAUGGAUCAUCCGUCGUUGGUCGUGUCGGGCCGUACUUCCUAAUCACCUGGGUUAAACCAAUCUACAUGUUGAUUUUUGCCGCAGCUGCCUCGGCCAUCGCCAUGUUCACCUGGAUUGCGGCCACAAACAUCCCCGGGUUUAUUGUCUGGGCGUGCUACUGGGGUAUUCUGAGUGGUGUCCAUGUCACAGCUCCAACUUCUAUCCUUGCGCAUCCCGUGCUCACGCCAGAUCCCAAUUCCUUGGGUACUCGCCUAGGAAUGAUGUGGGGCAUUUCGUCUUUCGGUGCUUUGGCGGGCACGCCUAUCGCAGGAGCACUGGUGAAUCUUGAUCAGGCCUACUUUUUAAAGGCACAAAUAUUUGCAGGAUGCCUGAUGAUCGGAGCUACAGUUUUGCAGUCAUGGCCGGCUCUGAAGAUCACUUGGUAUGACAGGAGUCACCCUCAGCCAUCGUGA
Penicillium lagena is the source of this 1329-nucleotide messenger RNA. Its product is annotated as putative MFS monocarboxylate transporter. The transcript is spliced from 2 exons. Gene Ontology annotation, molecular function: transmembrane transporter activity. The coding region runs from base 1 to 1329 and encodes 442 amino acids. Gene Ontology annotation, cellular component: fungal-type vacuole membrane. Gene Ontology annotation, biological process: transmembrane transport. NCBI's taxonomy places the organism in Eukaryota, Fungi, Ascomycota, Eurotiomycetes, Eurotiales, Aspergillaceae. The record is from RefSeq and is a predicted model, not a curated record.